Prunus avium (sweet cherry) is the source of this 483-nucleotide messenger RNA. The record is from RefSeq and is a predicted model, not a curated record. Lineage: Eukaryota; Viridiplantae; Streptophyta; Magnoliopsida; Rosales; Rosaceae.
AUGGCUGCAUCAGCUUCCAUGCAAUUAAUAUUCAUAGCUAAUAACUCGGUGGCUCAUGGAGCGGGGAAGAACAAAUUCAUGAACUUGGUCGUAAACAAUAUUGUCAAGGCAUGCCAUAAAUAAAUCAAUUUCUAUAUAACUAGCACAAAAUUUCUGGACUUGCUUGCAUUCAGUGGGCCAGCGCCGGAGAGGAUCAACGGCAGGCUUGCAAUGGUGGGGUUUGUUUCAGCUCUGGCAGUAGAGCUAUCCAAAGGCCAGGAUGUGUUUUGUCAGAUAUCCAACGGUGGAGUCUCGUUGUUCGUAGGCACUAGUAUUUUGCUAACAGUGGCAUCUUUGAUACCUCUGUUCAAAGGGGUGAGCGUGGAGUCCAAAUCAGAUGGGAUAAUGACGUCAGAUGCUGAGUUGUUGAAUGGAAGGUUGGCCAUGUUAGGGAUGGUAGCUUUAGUCUUCACUGAGUAUGUGACUGGAGGGACCCUUGUGUAA